CCUGCCCUCCCUCAACAGGCUUGGGCAGGAACGGCUGGGGGCGGGCGGAGGAGCGAAGGGGCGCCCUGGGCGGGGAGGCUCCUCUUCUCUCCUCCCGCGGAGAAGCCAUGGCUCUCCUGGGCCGCCUGGGAGCCUUCCUGCAACGGGCCGUGGAGACGGAGGAGCCGCGCCUGGACCUCCCGGCCGCCUUCACGGACCACUGGAAGGGCAUCACCCACUAUUACCUGGAGACCACCGAUGAAAACAAGCCAGCAAAAGAGACGGACAUCCCCUGGCGCUUGAAACAGAUGCUAGAUAUCCUAGCGUACGAGGAGAAGCAGCAGCCAUCGGGGGAGACAGGACCCUGUUUGGAGUACUUGCUUCAACACAAAAUCCUGGAGACCCUCGGCACUCUGGCAAAAGCAGAGUAUCCCACGGGGAUGAGGUCUCACGUGCUCCUCUUCUUCAGCCGCUUGCUGGGACAAAUGCAGUGCCCUCUGCUGCAUUACCUGAACGUGUACAGGCCUGUUCAGAAACUCCUCCACCUUGGGAACGAUGCGCUAGGCUCUGAGCCUGAGAAGGAAAUGAUGCAGUUUGUUGCUGCCCUGUGUACCAAGAUCAAACAGGAUCCAGCCCUGCUGCCCUACGUUCUAGAGGGCAAGGAUGUGGCAAGUGGGCAGAAAGUGGACCAGGCCUUCCAACCUCAGGGAGCAGAGCCUGCCUUGGACCUUUCCCAGACCCUUCCCGCCCCUGUAGAGCAGGACAGAAGACUGUGCCCAGAGGAAGCUUCCUGCGAGGUGCGGCUUGUGGAACCAGCCUCCUCUGCCCCAAACCUGGUGACCUCCCUCAUCGGCUUGUGCAAGAGCAAGAGGAGGAAGGUUGCCCUCAAAGCUCAGGAGAACCUUCUGCUGCUCACCAGCAUCGACCACCCAGCAGCUGCCCUGGCUCUGGCGAGAGGCAGCAGGCUUUGCCCCCUGGUGGCUGACCACCUCUGCAUGCUGUGCAAUGCCAUCCCAGCCACCGUCAACCCUGCCGAUGUCACUACGCUUCAGCCGGUCAGCUGGAGGCUUCAGGGCAGCUGCGUUGAGGAGAACGCCUUCCCAGGCCAGGCCAGCCUGGAGGCUUUCUUUGCCUGGCUCGAUCUCUGUGAUUGCCUAGCGAAAGAGGCCCACCCGGUUGUGGCAGCUGCUGUAAGUGAGAUGGUGGCUCAGAGGUUCUUCCAGGGAGUCCUGCAGUCCCAGCUCCUGCAAAUGUCAGAACGCGGCAUCCUUCUCUCGACAGCUGUCCUGACUGCCUUGGUAAGACACAUCCGCUCUCCUGCGCUCCUCCAGGAAUUGGUUGGGUUUGUGCUGGGAACCAAGGAAGAACCUGCAGUGCCCAAGGAUGCAGGCCACCAGCCGCAACACCUCCUCUGCUCCCAACUGAUUGAGCGCUGCAACCACCUGUCUGACGAGAUCAGUAUGGCCACCUUGAGGCUGUUUGAAGAGCUGCUGUGGCUUCCGGAUCGCCGCGUCAUGCAGCACCUGGUCCUGGACCACCUGGAGGAUCGCAGCUACCUCCUGAGAAGCCCACCUGGGCAGGAGGAGCCCCUUGCUCGUGAGCAAGAGCCCUGCGAGGAUGGGUUAGAACUGGAGGAGGAUCCCUACUUCAUUGACGGGUUCCCAGGCGCCAGCUUCCAGGUCUCUACCAAGCCGGGCGUCCCUGCCCCAAAGCAGCAAGCCCAGCCUGAGGACGUGAAGGAGGUGGUCAGCAGCUUCCUCUGCCUGGUUCCCAGUGAAGCAAAGACCUCUGCCUACCUGGAAGAGGCCGGAUAUGACACCUAUGUCCACGAUGCCAGUGUGCUGUUCCAGGAAUGUUGUACCAAGGCGUCUCGCUGGCAUUGGCCAAAGGCCCCUCGGCCCCCGGAGACCUGCUCUGCCAGCACCAGCUUCUACGAGGGCCGUUUCUUGGAAGUGCUGUUUGACCGGCUGAUGCGCAUCCUGGACCAGCCCUACGCAGUGAACCUGCAGGUGACGUCGGUGCUGUCCCGCCUGGCUCUCUUCCCCCACCCUCACCUCCACGAGUACCUCCUGGAUCCCUACUUGCCUCUGGCCCCCGGCUGCAGGACCCUCUUUUCCGUCCUGAUCAGGGUGAUUGGAGACCUAAUGCAAAGGAUCCAUCGGAUACCAAACUUUCCCACCAACUUGCUGCUGGUCCGGAGGUGGCUGAUGGGGCUGGUCCCUGCUGAAGAACAACAGAUCGGCCAUCGUACCCUCCUGGAGGGGGUGGUUGUCCUCGAAGAAUUCUGCAAGGAGCUGGCCGCCAUCGUCUUUGUCAAGUCCGUGCGCGAGGUCUCCGCCUGACGUUCCAAGGGGCGCGCUGCAUCUUUUGGAUCCUACACUUCUCCAGGAACAGCUGGGGUCUGGCAAGGGCACUUAUGGCAACUCUAGAGGCACUUUGCAGGCUCCUAAGACCUGGGUUGCAGCAGUCGCUGGUUGCCUUCAUGAGGGGAGAGCAGAGGCAGGCCCCCUGUGCUUGAAGGGCUGCCCUGGAUCCCCACGCCAAGCCCCCACAGCAAAAGUCUCAGAAGUCAGGCUGUGACAAGGCGAGACCUAGCUCUUCCUGAGACCUGCUCCAGUUGUGAUUUCAGAGCAGCCAUGGCUCCCUUUCUCCCUGCAGGAGCCUAGAGCCCCUUCAUGUAGCACCUUGGGGCAGUCUGGUACGGAAGAUACUAAAGGCUCCUCCUGGACUUUCUGGGUUUUUAAUCUCUGGCUUGUUUUAUUUAAUGAUGUUUGCCCAAUGGGAAAGGGGGGCAGGCAGGGUGACCGAAAGCUGCUUUGUGAAAGGAAGAAUCUUCCUACUACCCAUGGCUGGGCGUUUGGUGCUCUGAGGUGGUGGGGCCUCCUGCCUCAGUUCUGACCCUCUCUGCAGGCUGGUAAGGCCAGGCCAAGAGGGGGAGACACAGAUAUUUUCUUCUUCUGCCCCUCUUGCCUGAUUGAUCUGUCCUGUCGCAACUCCUCAGGAAAAGAGCCCUUUCCCUUUCAUUUUUACUUUCUAUUCUAACAGAGUGUCUGCUAACCUUCCUCUCGUCAGCUGCAACUUAACCCCUUCCCAAAGAGCCUUUCUCAACGUUGGUCCCCCGGAUGGUGUUGGACUACAGCUCUCCUCAUCCUUAGCUUGCAGGACCAGUUGUCAGGGAUUGUGGGAGUUGUAGUCCAAUAGCAUCUGGAGACCCAAGGUUGAGAGAGGCUGGGUCAUAGGGUGGGAUAGGACCUGGGAGACCAGGGUUUGAAUCCCCACUCAGCCAUCAAUGAAGCUCACUGGGUGUGAUCUUAGGCCAGUCACUGCCUCUCAGCCUCUCACGGUUGUUGUUGUUGUGGUUGGGAUUAAAUGAGGGAGAGAAGGACCACGUGUACCGCCUUGAGCUCCUUGGAGGAAAAGGUGAGCUAUUCGUUUCAAUAUGUAAAUAAAUAAAUGCCACCUGUUGACCCAAGAGCAGCCCUGGCUGGGGAAGGCUCCACCCCCCCAUGGCCAGGCAUAGCAUCCAGGCCGUUGUGGGUCUAAAGACUCUUUUUAAGUGCAAUACAUGUGAGGAGGGAAUCUGCCCCCCCCCCGUAAGCUGGGAAGCUUUGCUCACGCUCAUGUUUAGGACCUGUGGGAAGUUGCUGAGCCCCCUUUUCUCAUUUACGAACAAGAAGGACACACAGAAACAAACAGUAGAACAUGAAGGAAA
Molecule: messenger RNA, 3691 nt
Organism: Zootoca vivipara (common lizard)
Lineage: Eukaryota; Metazoa; Chordata; Lepidosauria; Squamata; Lacertidae
Gene: FHIP2B
Product: FHF complex subunit HOOK interacting protein 2B
Source: RefSeq, a predicted model, not a curated record